AAAAACCCCACAAACCCACAAAUCAGAAACCUCGCUCUCUCUUUAUUGCUUUCUUUCUUUCUCUGUUUUCUCACUAAACUUUUUAUUCCAAUCAAAGUAAAAUUAAUUCCGCCGGAAGACGAUGGCCGGAAGUAUAGGAAGAGACGAGUGGUCGGACUACGACAGCAGUUGCUCCUCUUCCAUAACCGUCCCAGACUCAACCCGUAGCUGGAUGAGCAACCUCAGUUUCGGGAGUAGGCGUCGCAGCAGCAGCUCAGCCGCAGACGGGGGUGGCCUUGAGAACAUUACAAGCGGUACGAUGAUGGUGAAGCCACACAAAGCAAACGAAGUGGGAUGGGAGGCGAUGCGGUGGCUACGGCGAGCGAAAGGGGAAGUGGGGUUGGAGGAUUUCCGGCUAAUACGGCGGGUGGGGAGCGGAGAUAUUGGGAAUGUAUAUUUAUGUGAGAUAAGGAAUCCAAUGGUGGGAUUACCAAAGUGGUUUUACGCCAUGAAAGUGGUUGAUAGAGAAGCUGUAUGUGUAAGGAAUAAAGAGAGAAGGGCAGAUAUGGAAAAGGAAAUAUUGAAAUUGCUAGAUCACCCUUUUUUGCCAACUCUUUAUGCUCAUUUUGAAGCUUCUCAUUAUUCUUGUUUGGUUAUGGAGUUUUGUCCUGGUGGUGAUUUGUAUGCUGCCAGGUUACGUCUUCCCAAUAAACGCUUCUCCAUUCCUUCUGCUAAGUUUUAUGCGGCGGAGAUAAUUUUAGCUCUUGAGUAUCUACACAUGAUGGGCAUCAUUUAUAGAGAUUUAAAGCCGGAAAACGUUUUAGUUAGAGAAGACGGCCAUAUCAUGCUCUCCGAUUUCGAUCUCUGCCUCAAAUGCGACGUCGUUCCAAAGCUCCUCCGUUCCCGUACCACCGCUUCCGACCGCCACGUUAGAUCCUCCUCCUACAGCUUCUCCACUUCCUCCUCCUCCUGCGCUGCCGCACCCAUCCAACCCGUCCUCUCUUGUUUCUCCCUCUCCCGUCGCCAAAAAUCCACCACCGUCACCACCAUCACCGAACACGCCUCCGACUCCAUCUACAGUGGCGAGGAAUUCGACCCAGAACCAGAAUUAAUAGCGGAACCGAUAAAUGCCCGGUCGAAGUCAUUCGUGGGAACCCAUGAGUAUUUAGCUCCGGAGGUGAUUUCCGGGCAGGGACACGGCAGCGGAGUGGAUUGGUGGACGUUGGGGAUAUUCUUAUACGAAAUGUUGUAUGGGAAAACGCCGUUUAAAGGGGAAAACAAUGAGAAGACGUUGAUGAAUAUAUUGAAGCAGCCAUUGAAAUUUCCAAGAAUUGGGAUUAGUAGCAGCAAAGAAUAUGAAGAAAUGGUGAAAGUUGAGGAUUUAAUUAAGAAACUUUUGGUGAAAAAUCCAAAAAAAAGAAUUGGGAGUUUAAAAGGAUCAGUUGAGAUUAAAAGACAUGAAUUUUUCAAAGGAAUUAAUUGGGCUUUAAUUAGAUCCGUACGACCUCCACAAAUCCCCAACAACAAUAUUAUUAACAACCUUAAUUACUCUAAACACCCUUCUAAUUAUUUACCCAAAUUAAGUAAGAAACAAAGACAACAACCUUACCAAAUCCCUAAUCACCAUUUUGAUUAUUUCUAAUCACUUUAUUUCUUUCUUUCCUUAUUGUAAAAUCUCAUGUAUAUAGAGAGAAAAAACAAAAAAUGAAAGUUGUUUUGUUUUGUUA
Molecule: messenger RNA, 1706 nt
Organism: Cucumis sativus (cucumber)
Lineage: Eukaryota; Viridiplantae; Streptophyta; Magnoliopsida; Cucurbitales; Cucurbitaceae
Product: protein kinase PINOID 2
Exons: 2
Coding region: 122-1621 (499 amino acids)
Biological process (GO): protein phosphorylation
Cellular component (GO): plasma membrane; nucleus; cytoplasm
Molecular function (GO): ATP binding; protein serine/threonine kinase activity
Source: RefSeq, a predicted model, not a curated record